Messenger RNA from Ictidomys tridecemlineatus (thirteen-lined ground squirrel), 8143 nucleotides. Lineage: Eukaryota; Metazoa; Chordata; Mammalia; Rodentia; Sciuridae. The record is from RefSeq and is a predicted model, not a curated record.
CCAGGCCGAGGGAAAAUGCUAAGAGCUGCCGGGCUCCCGGGCUUCCAGCGCUGGGGCGGGCGGGCCAGCUGAUGUCAUGCGAGAAGCGUGCAUUCGGAGCAGGGUGCACACCUGGAGCCAGAUAAGCUCCGUGUGACCUGGAGCAGCAAGGUGGGGGUCCAAAGGUCCUGUGCUAAGCACCCAUAAUCCUCUGGGGGGUGCCAUCCAAAAAAGAAAAAAAAACCCACCAUGUUUAACUUAAUGAAAAAAGAUAAAGACAAAGAUGGCGGGCGGAAGGAGAAGAAGGAGAAAAAGGAGAAGAAAGAGCGGAUGUCAGCAGCAGAGCUGCGGAGCCUGGAGGAGAUGAGUCUCCGCCGUGGUUUCUUCAACCUGAACCGCUCCUCCAAGCGUGAAUCCAAGACACGCCUGGAAAUCUCCAACCCCAUCCCCAUCAAGGUGGCCAGUGGGUCUGACCUGCACCUGACUGACAUUGACUCUGACAGCAACCGGGGCAGCAUCAUCCUAGACUCGGGCCACUUAAGCACAGCCAGCUCCAGCGAUGACCUCAAGGGUGAGGAAGGCAGCUUCAGGGGCUCCGUGCUGCAGCGGGCAGCCAAGUUUGGCUCACUGGCCAAGCAGAACUCACAGAUGAUUGUCAAGCGCUUCUCUUUCUCCCAGCGAAGUCGGGAUGAGAGCGCCUCAGAAACCUCAACCCCCUCAGAGCACUCUGCAGCCCCAUCACCACAGGUGGAGAUAAGGACACUAGAGGGACAACUGUUGCAGCAUUCUGGCCCAGGCAUCCCUCGAGCAGGACACCGUUCUCGAGUCCCUGAGCUGGUGACUAAAAGGUUCCCAGCUGACCUGAGACUUCCCCCAGUGGUGCCUCCACCACCCCCUGCUCCCAGGGAACUGGAACUGCAACGAAGGCCCACUGGAGACUUUGGUUUCUCCCUGAGGCGCACCACCAUGCUGGAUCGUGGCCCUGAGGGCCAGGCCUAUCGCCGGGUGGUUCACUUUGCUGAACCUGGUGCUGGUACCAAGGACCUGGCUCUUGGGUUGGUGCCAGGAGACCGACUGGUGGAGAUUAAUGGGCACAAUGUGGAGAACAAGUCCAGAGAUGAGAUUGUGGAGAUGAUCCGACAGUCUGGGGACAGUGUGCGGCUUAAGGUUCAGUCCAUCCCAGAGCUCAGCGAGUUGAGCCGGAGCUGGUUGCGGAGUGGCGACGGACACCGCAGGGAGCCAGCCGAUGUUAAAGAGGAGGACAAAACUCUGCCCAAACCUGGCCCUCCUGGCAAGGAGGAAGGGGCUCUAGAGGGCAGUUCCAAGGACAGUGGUGGUCCACCUAGGAGUCCUCAGCCUGCUACCAGCCCAGUACCUUCAGAGACUUCCCACAGAACCAAGAGCCCUGCACCCCCACUCGCCAUGAAUGGUCUGGGGGCUGCCUCAACAGAGGGCCCUAACGAGGAGACUCAGGGCCUGUCCCGGAAACGAGUGGCGAAUGCAGUGAGGAAGGUGGUGAGCAAGGUGCUGCCUGGUGAAGAGCCUGUGAGUUCCAAGGAACCUCCAGGCCGAGGGACCAAGUCCCCUGAGCACCCAGCUAGAGGCAAGAAGGGAGAAAAGGCAGCCUCUACUCCCAAGCCACCACCGCCUCCUCCACCUCCUCCUCCCCCUACUCCACCAAAGCCUGAAGCAAAGAAGGAGGCAGCUAAGGAUGAGCUCUCAGCAGGCCUGCGGGGCCUGAUGUCUCGGGGCCGGGGCAAGGACCACAAGCCCCGUAGCAAGCAGACUCCCGGGAAGGGGGAGAAGCCUCCCAGCCAGGAGCCAGGCUCCUUGGGGAAACCAGGCUCCCCAUACCUCAUGGACUCCCCAGAGAAGGCAGCCAAGCCUGAAACCCCAGAGAAGCAGUGUUCCCCGGCCCCGCCAAGAGAGGUGUCGGACCCAGGCUCUGUUGACCCGAAGUCAAACCUCACAGGAGAGCAGCAGUCCAAGUCACCAGGCUCUGGUGUGCAGCAGGAGACAGGAAUCGCCCCUGAGGUCCAGCUGAGCCCUGCGGAGGAAGCCCACCAGCGGCUUGAGAGGAUCUUCACUGCUUCUCUGGACCCUGAAGCUGCCUCUCCUGCCCACAGCCAGGUAGGGUGCUCCUAUCCCCCUCAGAAGUUCUCCGCGUCCUCCAGUGAUCACCCACCACCUCUGGCCUGUGCCUGGGCUGGCGUCUGUGCUCGGGCCUCAUGCUGGAGCGCCAAAACAGAGGAGCAGAUUGCAGCUGAGGAAGCCUGGUAUGAGACAGAGAAGGUGUGGCUGGUCCAUAAGGAUGGCUUCUCUCUGGCCAGUCAGCUCAAGUCGGAGGAGCUCAGUUUACCUGAGGGGAAGGUGCGUGUGAAGCUAGACCAUGAUGGAGCCAUCCUGGAUGUGGAUGAGGAUGACGUAGAGAAGGCUAAUGCUCCCUCCUGUGACCGUCUGGAAGAUCUGGCCUCGCUGGUGUACCUCAACGAAUCUAGUGUCCUACACACGCUGCGCCAGCGCUAUGGCGCUAGCCUGCUGCACACCUAUGCUGGCCCCAGCCUGCUGGUUCUCAGCCCCCGUGGGGCUCCUGCCGUAUACUCAGAGAAGGUGAUGCACAUGUUCAAGGGGUGCCGGCGAGAGGACAUGGCACCCCACAUCUAUGCUGUGGCCCAGACAGCAUACAGGGCAAUGCUGAUGAGCCGUCAGGACCAGUCUAUCAUCCUCCUGGGCAGCAGUGGCAGUGGCAAGACCACCAGCUGCCAGCACCUGGUGCAGUACCUAGCCACCAUCACAGGCACCAGCGGGAACAAGGUGUUUUCCGUUGAGAAGUGGCAGGCUCUGUACACCCUCCUGGAAGCCUUUGGGAACAGCCCCACCAUCAUGAAUGGAAAUGCAACCCGCUUCUCCCAGAUCCUCUCCCUGGACUUUGACCAAGCUGGCCAGGUGGCCUCAGCCUCCAUUCAGACGAUGCUUCUGGAGAAGCUUCGUGUGGCUCGACGCCCUGCCAGUGAGGCCACAUUCAAUGUCUUCUAUUACCUGCUGGCCUGUGGAGAUGGCACUCUCAGGACAGAGCUCCACUUGAACCACUUGGCAGAGAAUAAUGUGUUUGGGAUCAUGCCAUUGGCCAAGCCUGAGGAGAAGCAGAAGGCAGCUCAGCAAUUCAGUAAGCUGCAGACAGCCAUGAAGGUGUUGGGCAUUUCCCCCGAUGAGCAGAAGGCCUGCUGGCUCAUCCUGGCUGCUAUCUACCACCUGGGGGCUGCAGGAGCCACCAAAGAGGCUCCCGAGGAGCAAUCGGAAGCUGCUGAAGCUGGGCGCAAGCAAUUUGCCCGCCAUGAAUGGGCCCAGAAGGCUGCAUACCUGCUGGGCUGCAGCCUGGAGGAGCUGUCCUCGGCCAUCUUCAAGCACCAGCACAAGGGUAGCACCCUGCAGCGCUCCACUUCCUUUCGUCAGGGCCCUGAAGAGAGCAGCCUGGGGGACGGCACAGGUCCCAAAAUGAGUGCAUUGGAGUGUUUAGAGGGCAUGGCAUCUGGCCUCUACAGCGAGCUCUUUACCCUUCUCAUCUCCCUAGUGAACAGGGCUCUCAAGUCCAGCCAGCACUCGCUCUGCUCCAUGAUGAUUGUGGAUACUCCAGGCUUCCAGAACCCUGAGCAGGGUGGCUCGGCCCGUGGAGCCUCAUUUGAGGAGCUGUGCCACAACUAUGCCCAGGACCGGCUGCAGAGGCUUUUCCAUGAGCGCACCUUUGUGCAGGAGUUGGAAAGAUACAAGGAGGAGAACAUUGAGCUGGCGUUUGAUGACAUAGAGCCGCCCGCAGAUGACUCGGUGGCUGCAGUGGACCAGGCCUCCCACCAGUCUCUGGUCCGUUCGCUGGCCCGCACAGAUGAGGCAAGGGGCCUACUAUGGCUGCUGGAAGAGGAGGCGCUGGUGCCAGGGGCCACUGAGGAUACCCUCCUGGAGCGCCUUUUCUCCUAUUAUGGCCCCCAGGAAGGUGAUAAAAAAGGCCAAAGUCCCCUUCUGCGCAGCAGCAAACCACAUCAUUUUCUCCUGGGUCACAGCCAUGGCACCAACUGGGUAGAGUACAACGUGACUGGCUGGCUGAGCUACACCAAGCAGAACCCAGCCACCCAGAAUGCCCCCCGGCUCCUACAGGACUCCCAGAAAAAGAUCAUCAGCAACCUGUUUCUGGGCCGGGCAGGCAGCGCCACGGUGCUCUCGGGCUCCAUCGCCGGCCUGGAGGGUGGCUCACAGCUUGCGCUGCGCCGGGCCACCAGCAUGCGGAAGACCUUUACAACAGGCAUGGCAGCUGUCAAGAAGAAGUCGCUGUGCAUCCAGAUUAAGCUGCAGGUGGAUGCCCUCAUUGACACCAUCAAGAGGUCCAAGAUGCAUUUUGUUCACUGCUUCCUGCCUGUAGCCGAAGGUUGGGCUGGGGAACCCCGAUCCGCCUCCUCCCGCCGCGUCAGCAGCAGCAGCGAGCUGGACCUGCCUCCAGGAGACCCCUGUGAAGCUGGGCUCCUACAGCUUGAUGUGCCUCUACUCCGUGCCCAGCUUCGGGGCUCCCGACUGCUUGAUGCCAUGCGCAUGUACCGCCAAGGUUAUCCUGACCACAUGGUGUUUUCUGAGUUCCGCCGUCGCUUUGAUGUCCUGGCCCCACACCUGACAAAGAAACACGGGCGUAACUACAUUGUGGUGGAUGAGAAGAGGGCGGUGGAGGAGCUGCUGGAGUCCUUGGACCUGGAGAAGAGCAGCUGCUGCAUGGGCCUGAGCCGGGUGUUCUUUCGGGCAGGCACGUUGGCGCGACUGGAGGAGCAGCGGGAUGAGCAAACCAGUAGACACCUAACCCUGUUCCAGGCGGCCUGCAGGGGCUACCUCGCCCGCCAGCACUUCAAGAAGAGAAAGAUCCAGGACCUGGCCAUUCGCUGUGUGCAAAAGAACAUCAAGAAGAACAAAGGGGUGAAGGACUGGCCCUGGUGGAAGCUCUUUACCACCGUACGACCCCUCAUCGAAGUACAGCUAUCAGAGGAGCAGAUUCGUAACAAAGACGAGGAGAUCCAACAGCUGCGGAGCAAGCUUGAGAAGGUGGAAAAGGAGCGAAACGAGCUGCGGCUCAACAGUGACCGACUGGAGACCCGGAUCUCAGAGCUGACAUCGGAGCUGACAGAUGAACGUAACACGGGAGAGUCCGCCUCCCAGCUGCUGGACGCGGAGACAGCGGAGAGGCUCCGAGCCGAGAAGGAAAUGAAAGAGCUGCAGACCCAGUAUGAUGCACUGAAGAAGCAAAUGGAAGUGAUGGAGAUGGAGGUGAUGGAGGCCCGGCUCAUCCGGGCAGCUGAGAUCAACGGGGAAGUAGAUGAUGAUGAUGCAGGGGGCGAGUGGCGGCUAAAGUAUGAGCGAGCCGUGCGGGAAGUGGACUUCACCAAGAAGCGGCUCCAGCAGGAGUUAGAAGACAAACUGGAGGUGGAGCAGCAGAGCAAGAGGCAGCUGGAGAGGCGGCUUGGGGACCUACAGGCAGACAGUGAUGAAAGCCAGCGGGCUCUGCAGCAACUUAAGAAGAAGUGCCAGCGACUAACAGCUGAGCUGCAGGACACCAAGCUGCACCUGGAGGGCCAGCAAGUCCGCAACCAUGAGCUGGAGAAGAAGCAGAGGAGGUUUGACAGUGAGCUCUCACAAGCGCAUGAGGAGGCCCAGCGGGAGAAGCUACAGCGGGAGAAGCUGCAGCGAGAGAAGGACAUGCUUCUUGCUGAAGCUUUUAGCCUGAAGCAGCAACUGGAGGAAAAAGACAUGGACAUUGCGGGAUUCACACAGAAGGUCGUCUCAUUGGAGGCUGAGCUCCAAGACAUUUCUUCCCAAGAGUCUAAGGACGAGGCCUCUCUGGCCAAGGUCAAGAAGCAGCUCCGGGACCUGGAGGCCAAAGUCAAGGAUCAGGAAGAGGAGCUAGAUGAGCAGGCGGGGACCAUCCAGAUGCUGGAGCAGGCCAAGCUGCGUCUAGAGAUGGAGAUGGAGCGGGUGAGACAGACCCAUUCCAAGGAGAUGGAGAGCCGGGAUGAGGAGGUCGAGGAGGCCCGGCAGUCUUGUCAGAAGAAGUUAAAGCAGAUGGAAGUGCAGCUUGAGGAAGAGUAUGAAGACAAGCAGAAGGCGCUGCGGGAGAAGAGGGAGCUAGAGAGCAAGCUUGCUGCACUGAGCGACCAGGUGAGCCAGCGGGACUUUGAGUCAGAGAAGCGGCUGCGGAAAGAUCUGAAGCGCACCAAGGCCCUGCUGGCAGAUGCCCAGAUCAUGCUGGACCACCUGAAGAACAACGCCCCCAGCAAGAGGGAGAUCGCCCAGCUAAAGAACCAGCUGGAGGAGUCAGAGUUCACUUGUGCAGCAGCCGUUAAAGCACGGAAAGCAAUGGAGGUAGAGAUCGAAGACCUUCACCUGCAGAUUGAUGACAUCGUCAAGGCCAAGACAGCGCUGGAGGAGCAGCUGAGCCGCCUUCAGCGUGAGAAGAAUGAGAUCCAGAACCGACUAGAAGAGGAUCAGGAGGACAUGAAUGAGCUGAUGAAGAAGCACAAGGCUGCAGUGGCUCAGGCUUCCAGGGACCUGGCACAGAUGAGUGACCUACAAGCUCAGCUAGAGGAAGCCAACAAGGAGAAACAGGAGCUGCAGGAGAAGCUGCAAGCCCUCCAGAGCCAAGUGGAGUUUCUAGAGCAGUCUAUGGUGGACAAGUCCCUGGUGAGCAGGCAGGAAGCAAAGAUCCGGGAGCUGGAGACACGUCUGGAGUUUGAAAGGACCCAAGUGAAGCGGCUGGAGAGCUUGGCCAGCCGGCUCAAGGAAAACAUGGAGAAGCUGACUGAGGAACGGGAUCAGCGCGCUGCAGCAGAGAACCGGGAGAAAGAACAGAACAAGAGGCUACAGCGGCAGCUCCGGGACACCAAGGAGGAGAUGGGUGAGCUCGCCAGGAAGGAGGCUGAGGCGAGCCGCAAGAAGCAUGAACUGGAGAUGGACCUGGAGAGUCUGGAAGCUGCUAACCAGAGCCUGCAGGCUGACCUGAAGCUGGCAUUCAAGCGCAUUGGGGACCUGCAGGCUGCCAUUGAGGACGAGAUGGAGAGUGAUGAGAAUGAGGACCUCAUCAACAGUUUGCAGGACAUGGUGACAAAGUAUCAGAAAAGAAAGAAUAAACUUGAAGGGGACUCGGAUGUGGACUCAGAGCUGGAGGACCGGGUCGAUGGGGUCAAGUCCUGGUUGUCAAAAAACAAGGGACCUUCCAAGGCAGCUUCUGAUGAUGGCAGCUUGAAGAGUUCCAGAACGGCCCUCAACAGCCUCCCCAGGGAUGCCAAGGGGGUGGAGGAGAGGCCAGCCUCGGUGCUGAGCUCACUCAGCUAUCGAAAACGGCUGACCCUGAAGGACUCCAUCGGGGGUACGGGGGACGAGGACUCACUCUUCACCACCCUGACCCCACCAGCCACUGGAAGCCCCUUCCCCCUGACCGAUCCGAUGAUGAGCACGACCCUGUGGACGGCACCUCCAGACCCCGAUACUCCCACAACUAUCUGAGUGACAGCGAUACAGAGGCAAAGCUGACGGAGACCAAUGCUUAGCCCAGGGGAGUGGCUCUCAGCCCUCACACCCCACAGCCUCUGCCUGCCUGGGCAUCUCUCCCAGGAACCAGUGGGGCACUGGUCCCCCCCCGCUGACUGCUGAUCUGCAUGGGAAACACCCUGACCUUCCGCUAUCAGGGGGACUUUCCAGGCUGUGGGUGUCUGACAUCCCCACGUGGAAGAGGUGGGAGAAAGAGGAGUUUCUGAAAAGAGAACUUUUUGCUCCUCCCUGCCUCAAAGAUGCCACACUCUUGGCUUCUACCAGGGCCACCAUGGUCAGUGGCAGGUGGCCUGGCACUGCAUGGAGCCAGCAAAUUGACCUCCAUCUCAGCCCCCUGCUCAGGGAUGAUGGACAGAUUGCCUACUGGGCCACCCAAGGUUGCUGGGUCCAUGGGGAGGAGUCGGGGAGGGAACAGCAAUUCCUUCCCGCUGGUUUGGGACGAGGGCUUUCUCUUCUCAGUGCCUGCUGUCUUUUUACUUCUUAAUUUAAAUAUCCAACUUCUCCAUCACAGCCACAUCCCUGAGAGUGGGAGCUGGCUGCAGUGGCAGCUGGGGCCCCCAGGAACAACUUGGAAAUAUCUUCAUCUCCA